Molecule: messenger RNA, 2739 nt
Organism: Sesamum indicum (sesame)
Lineage: Eukaryota; Viridiplantae; Streptophyta; Magnoliopsida; Lamiales; Pedaliaceae
Gene: MAK10
Product: MAK10 homolog
Biological process (GO): N-terminal peptidyl-methionine acetylation
Cellular component (GO): NatC complex
Source: RefSeq, a predicted model, not a curated record
UGUAAAGAGUACAAGAGAGUAUUUCCGGAUCCGACCCAUUCGGUGCCCUACCGAACUCCAAAGCCACAAAACAGAUUCUCUCCACACUGACUCAAAUCCCCCUCUCUAUUUCACUGCGCUUUUGCACUGACUGAAAAUAAACCUCCGAAUUCAGAAUCAAACCUCGCAGUUCUCUCGCACUGUACAGAAACCGGAGGUGAAAAGUUUGAUGGCCGACAAGAGUGAAGCUGAGAGAGGGGAGGAUGCAAAGGUGUCAAUUAGCCCUUCAAUUCCUUCCGGUAACGACACGGUUUGGGCGGACGUUUCGUCCCUCUUCCGGCUUGCCUGCAACGAUCUUCGAAGUGAUGAGCUCAUAAGUGGAGAGAAUUUUAACCUUUUUGCUGCCAUGUCUGCUUUAGAGAUAAUGGACCCAAAGAUGGAUUCAGGUAUUGUAUCUACGUAUUAUUCUGUUGAUGAAGCCAUUGACAGUGGUGCUGCUCCUAUCCCAUUGAGCUUUGAUCGAACAGUGGACGUUCAACGUGUUAUUGAUAUAAUGGAUCAUCUUCUAGCUUGUGAGGCAACAUGGCAUAAAGGAGGGUCACUAGCUCAAACUGUUUUUUCUUGCAUCUACCUUUUGAGACCUGAGAGAACGUCAUUUCAUGCUCUGCUGCAUUCUUUUUGUAGAGUUAUACGAACAACUUGCAACACUGUUGUUUCAGCUGUUUCAGAUGCACGCACAAAUGAAGAAGAAGAUCUUUUCACUAUGGCUUAUGGUCUACCAUUAAAGGCCGAUGGAGAUGAUAAAUGCUUAUCAAUGCUACAUGCAGUGGAAGAAACAAUUUCUCGACAACUAAAGGCUUGUAAAGCACCAUUAUCUAAAAGAAAAGUUCUAGAAGAUGUGGAGCCGCUGCAAACUAAUCUUGAUCUUGAAGAAGGGUUUUGCAAAGCUGUUUUAUGCCGCUUACGCUUUCGUAAGCACCUCUACCAUGUGCUAACAUGUAUGAGGAGACCUCAAGGCAAAGGCUUGGAGUUGGCCAAGAAACAUAUUACUUCCUGCUUGUGUGAGCUAGAUUCCAUGCUCAAGUCAGCAGAAUUUUUGAGGGACCACUGUGCAUGUGGAACUUUAGAGGAUGGUGCAGAAGAUAAAACAACUGCAUCUGGUUGUCAACCAAUUGGUUUCGAUUCUACGCUAAACAGUAGGUCAGCUGCCCCAACUCCACCCCGUGCAAUUAAACUACUCAGCUGGACUAAGGCAGUUAAUUAUUUCCAGAAGCUUCUUCAUGACCUAGAUAUUAUAUGUUCCUACUCUUUGGAUCCUGUUUUUGAAGGUGCCUUGCGCUUUGUGGUUGACUUUCAAAAGCUUCAACCAGAUCUGGUGGCUAGAGCUUAUAUCCAGCUUCUGCUGGUACAAGAAGGGAAGCUCUAUGGACGUGAACCUAUGUUCGCUGUGAUUUGCAGAGCUGCCCUUCUACCCGAAGGGGCAAAGAAUCAUGAUGUCCAGAAGAAUGAAACUGUUGGACAAUUAGGGCAGUUAUUAAUCAGUUUGCUUAGAAUCCUGUGUACUAACACAGCGUGGCAAAGGCGUAAACUUGGGAAAAUCUUACAGGACUGGCGAAUAAUAUAUGUACAGCUUGAAUUGGCUUUUAGAAAAGAGUUCGGGGAUAUCACAAAUACUUCAACAGAUCAGAACUUGUGUUUAAAGAUCUGCAAACACAUCCUGAUUUGGGUUGAAGAGCAAACAUAUUGGAUAGCUUUGCGUUUCCUUGUGCUAGGCUUUGAGUUAGAGCUAUAUUCCACCAGUGAAUAUUGCAUGGUGUAUUGGUAUAUUUAUGUUAUCCUGAUCAAACUUGCGGAGAAAACACAUCUCAAAAUGAUGCUGAGCAAUGACUCCACAGGUCGACGAAAAUCAAAAAAGAAGAGAGAUUUCGUGAAGGAUGUGGGAAAAGACUAUCAGAUUCCACCUUCGGUCUUGUUACUCCAGUGCUACAUCUAUAUUGCGGAAGGUCUUAUGAUGAUGCUUGCUUCUCUAAGGAAUGAAAACAAGAUCUUUCUCUGUCUGGGUCCUUUCAACACUGAGCAGGAGAGAUUUAUCCAACACUUUGAGCUAUUACAGAAAGCUUGCCUUCCUGAUCAUGCCUCUUACUUUUCGUUUAGGGAGACUACAGCUCAUGCUCGUUUCUCUACUCUAUCCGAGUACAACUGCUUUAAGGAUGCUCAGAGGAUGGCAAAGGAGCUGCGGGGUAAUUUUGCUAAUGAUCCUGACAGAAUGGCAGAACUUCGCCGGAUAGAGCAGGUGGCAGAACAUAACUGCGUUGCCCUAAACCUGCUUUGCCGGUUAGGCACUCUCGAACCAUCACUUAAAAUUUCCUUUGAAUUCAUUCACCAUCCACACUUUGCUGUUGCUGCUGUGAAGAGGUCUUGAUGAUCUCGAAAUUUUGAAAUCUCUUAUACGUCUAUGGCAUUUGAGUUGUUGAGCUCUGUUUCUGUAGCAUUAGUUUUUCCGUAUUACAACAGUUAUCUCCAACCCCCAAGGAAAAAAAAUGUAUAAUUGUGUUAUUCUGUUAAAGAAAGGUCAUUUUCAUUGUUGACAGUGUACAUUAUAGCAUUUGUUGUGGGAUAAAUCAAACAUUAGAGGUUAUAAAGUAUAUUCAGCACCAGAGUUGGAAUACUGGAUAUAAUAGACGUUCUCUUGCCUGUGAACUUGUGGCACUGACUUGCCUCUGGUUCAUUAUAUUUUGCAUAAUCCUUUUACAGUUAUUA